Messenger RNA from Aspergillus nidulans FGSC A4, 2515 nucleotides. RefSeq names its product putative membrane bound cation transporter. Gene Ontology annotation, biological process: proton transmembrane transport; monoatomic cation transport; transmembrane transport. Lineage: Eukaryota; Fungi; Ascomycota; Eurotiomycetes; Eurotiales; Aspergillaceae. Gene Ontology annotation, cellular component: endomembrane system; vacuolar membrane; membrane. Bases 68 to 2296 code for a protein of 742 amino acids. The transcript has 3 exons. Gene Ontology annotation, molecular function: calcium:proton antiporter activity; monoatomic cation transmembrane transporter activity. The record is from RefSeq and is a predicted model, not a curated record.
GUUCCUGCCGUCUUGGCUUUCCCUCACUGUCCAUCCGCCUUCGACCAUCACUCUUGGUCUUGAAUUUAUGCACCGUAUCCGUUCGUGGGCGAAAGCUCACGCAUCUAUCUCCCCCAACUCCCAGUCCCAGGGCGCCUCCCUAGAAUCUACCGAACGCCCCGAUGAUCCCGAUAUACGUACCCAAAAUGAUCAAGUGAAUAAACCAGCUGGUGACCCGGUUACGGGCUCACCGACCGAUGACAACUCUCAGAAGAAGGGACUCGUCCCUCGUAUGAAAAAUGGCAGCAUCCGGUUCUUUCGCCACACGAAGACGGCAAUCUGCCACAGCUGGGUCAACGUGCUCCUGGUCUUUGUGCCGGUCGGCAUUGCCGCUGAGGCUGCUGGACUCAAUCCAUCGGUGAUUUUCGCCAUGAAUGCGGUGGCUAUUAUUCCUCUGGCUGGACUUCUGAGUCACGCUACUGAGUGUGUCGCCAGCCGAAUGGGCGACGCUAUUGGAGCCUUGCUCAAUGUCACCUUUGGCAACGCAGUCGAACUGAUCAUCUUCAUUAUUGCCCUCGUUAAGAAUGAAAUUCGCAUCGUUCAGGCAUCUUUGCUAGGCUCUAUCCUGGCUAAUCUUCUAUUGAUUCUUGGAAUGGCAUUUCUCCUUGGAGGUCUCCGUUUCCAGGAACAAAUCUACAACAGCACUGUGACCCAGAUGAGCGCUUGUCUGCUCAGUUUGGCCGUCACCAGUUUGCUGCUACCGACUGCUUUUCAUGCCUCAUUUAAAGACUCGGAUGUUGCUAUGGACAAGACCCUCAAAGUUUCCCGAGGUACCAGUGUCGUCCUGCUCCUCGUUUACGUCCUCUACAUCGUCUUCCAGCUGAAAUCGCAUGCUUAUCUUUACGCCAGUAUUCCUCAGCAGAUCAUUGAUGAAGAAUCUCACCCAGGUGUGUUGGCCGAUCUCAUGGAUUCGUCAUCAGACUCGUCAAGCAGUUCAUCUUCGGAUGAGUCAGACGAUACGACGACCUCCUGGACAACGGCAAAGCGUAUUAAGCGUGCCAUGAAAUACAGAAGAUAUCGAAAGGCUAGCACCAGUUCGCGGGGCACAAACUCCCCGGAACUGACGCAAAAGUCGUCCGUUAUCGAUGUCUCGUCUUUACCGCCGCGACAAUCGAGUGCUACUAGUGCCUCGAGUGAGGAACGGCGCGACGAGACUGGUUCAUAUAUUGCCGCGGUAGAGCAAGGCCAGGAAAAGAACGGACCUCGAUCAAGGGAUUUUGGCGAUGAUGGCCUAAACGUGGACGCCAUCACAAUCGCCAGUCGAUCUGAGGGCCCUCAAUCGAGGGAUUUCGGCCAAACGCCUAGCAUCCACCUCGCCGAGAAAGGCCGCAGAGGAACAAAGCGUGAACGUAAGAAAAAGAGAAAGGCUGCCAAGGAGGAAGCAAAGCAGUCCACUGCUCCAGAAUUGGCUCAGCCAGCCGCCAACCCCCGUGUUUCCGCUUUAUCUGUUGGACAAGGUGAGAGUGCCGAUAUUCCGCGCAAGUGGUCCCCUUUCCGCCCGAGUCUCCCGUCUCUAUUGUCGAACACUGUAUUUGCCACUCCACCCCCUACCACGUCAAAUGACCCUUGGGGCAACUUCAACGGCUUGCGUCGUACGCACUCUCUGCCUUCGCUCAGCCAACGUCCUCCCCAACGUGUACAACGCCCACCUCCAGUUGGCAAUGCUGUCCAGUUCGCCAGAGUGGCUGCACGCAUGCCGCCUGCAGGAAGCCCCACCAGUAAACAGCAGCCUCAGGAACAUGAAGAGCCGGGAAUGUCUCGCACUGCCGCGGUUGUCAUGUUGCUUCUUUCCACAGGACUUGUGGCAGUUUGUGCUGAAUUCCUUGUCGACGCCAUCCCGGCGAUGGUUGAAAGCUCUCACGUCAGUGAAGCCUUCAUUGGUCUGAUUAUACUACCCAUCGUUGGUAAUGCUGCAGAGCACGUAACUGCUGUGACUGUCGCUACGAAAAAUAAGAUGGAUCUCUCCAUCGGCGUAUCUGUCGGUAGUAGUAUUCAAAUCGCAAUCUUUGUGACACCCCUGGUUGUGAUUCUCGGCUGGAUCAUGGACAAAGAAAUGACUCUGUACUUCACCCUCUUUGAGACGAUUUCACUCUUCGUGACCUGUUUCGUCGUCAACUUUCUUGUCCUCGACGGCCGAAGCAACUACCUUGAAGGAGCUCUCCUUUGUGCCGCGUACGUGAUCAUCGCUGUUGCGGCCUUCUUCUACCCGGAUAACGACCAGUCCAGCGCACUUGGGCAGGCAGGUUCCGCGAGCUAGACGAAAUGAUGGGUAUUGCGGUGAACGUGAAUGAUCGUUCGGCUUGGCUGCACUGAAGUCCCAUCCGCACAGCGAUCAUCCCUGACCAAAACUUCUUCGCUUUCGAUGCAUUGCGACAAUGGAUACAAAAUAACCAGAUUGUCAAUUUCUUUACCUGUCAAGUGCGUCAUCAAUCUCAAUAGUUCUAUAUCUACACAUGAAUAAAUCAUAACCUUAUCA